UUUUUCAAAUUUAAAAUGUCGCAGGAGGCUAUAACCUAUCAGUUCCCGAGCGGUGCCGGCGAGGUGGCAUUGUGCGUGGAGCGAUUGAUAAAGGAAACCAACGAGGACUUGAAAAAUUUUCGCGUGGAGCAAUCCGACCUGCGAUCGCUAAUUAGCGCUGUAUUAAAUGAGAAUCGUCACUUGACCGGCGAACUGGGCAAAUUUAAAAAAGUAAUGUGUUCCAAAAGCAGUGAGAAUAUACAUGAAAGACUACAUUUUGCUAACGAUGCGUUGGUCAAAGCCAUGGCUCAAAUUGAGGCACUAAAACAGGAGCAACGUAGUCUGCAGACAUUGCAGGAGUGCUCACAGCGCACCAUUAAGAGCAUGGAGGUCGAAUUAAACACUUAUCGUGCCCAGCUGCCACAAGGAGGCAAUGAUCAGAUGGCGCAAAAGUAUAAUAAAGCUGUUAGAAUGCUAGAAGCCAGGUUGAGUGAGCAACAGGAGGAAAUUCGUACACAGGCGAAUCUUAUCAAAGCUCUGCAUGAGCAUAAGCAACGCUGUGGUGAGCAGAUCGACCAGUUGCGAUCUCAGUUAAAGGAACGCCACCAUGAUGCAGCCACUCGAGAAGAAGAACACGCUAAGCUAGCCAGUUUACAUAAACAACUCAAGGAAUUUGAGAAAUCCUUGAUGAAAACUCGAGCCCUGCUUGAUGAGAGUAAGAAGCGUGAGGUAGAGGCUAUGCGCAAGGUGCACGAUGCGCUCAGUGUUAGCGAAGCAGCUGUCCGUGAAAAGGAGGAUGCUGAAAAACUUGCUGAAUCGUACAAGGAGGAAGCUAGCCAUCUGGCAUUUAACAUCGGCAGCAUCAUGGAUGAGGCGGCUAACCGUGUGGACAGUGAAGUCGCUCAACUUAGGACAAAAUUGGCAGAGAAGGACAAAACUAUAACAUCGCUGCGUGAAAAGCUUAAAAAUGAAGCCAUGGAAUACAAGAGAGCAACGCAAGCCCUGGAAUGUCGGAUCGAGCGUAUUACCCUCAAAUAUAAAGAAGCUCUCAAUCAGAACGCAAAACUUGAGAAGCAAGUGGAGUCUUGCAACAAGCGUCUAAUAGAACUGGAGGAGUCUGCCUUUAAUGAUGAAACGCAUCACUUACAACACAAAAAGGAUUACGAGUCCAAAAUGGAGACCUAUCUGAAUUCAUAUAAGGAAUUGAAAGCGCAUUACAAGGAGCUUUUACAGGAUCUUACAAAGAAAUUCGAGGGCGCAUUCGAAAGUCUACACAAGGAAAAGUGUGAGCUGCAGGCCGAAAACGAGAUGUUAAGGAACGGCGCUGCAGGAGACGGCAUGGGAAAGAUAUUGUAGCAUGUAUAUACAAUAAUAUAUUUUAUAGUAGAUUGUUAAAUAGUUUUAUAUAAAUUUGUCUACAAGCAA
This is a messenger RNA of Drosophila montana, 1404 nucleotides long. Its product is annotated as nucleoprotein TPR. The coding region runs from base 16 to 1335 and encodes 439 amino acids. The transcript has 5 exons. NCBI's taxonomy places the organism in Eukaryota, Metazoa, Arthropoda, Insecta, Diptera, Drosophilidae. The record is from RefSeq and is a predicted model, not a curated record.